This is a messenger RNA of Leptosia nina, 5100 nucleotides long. NCBI's taxonomy places the organism in Eukaryota, Metazoa, Arthropoda, Insecta, Lepidoptera, Pieridae. The record is from the annotation of a GenBank genome assembly.
AUGAAGUGGAUUAUUGUUUUGCUUGUGACGCCGGUUUUGGCGAACUAUUCACCACAAAAUGUAACGAGCAGUCCUUGCACAGACCAAAACCACCUAGUCCUGGUGCCAGGUGUACUAACAGCUGGUGGUACCAGCCGGGCUUGUAUCUCUCGGUUUUAUCCAGAUGGACCUGCGAGAAUGCUGCUAACUUUGAAUGUGGAAGGAGAUUCAACGACGGCCACAAGACAGCUUAAUCCUGGGGAUGGAGGAUGCUUAGAUCUUCCAGUUCCUCUACAUCCAAACACCAAAGCCGAAUUAACUAUAAAUAUUAGGUAUCCAGAAGUUGGCUGCACCUGGGAGCGUAGUAUACCGCUUCGCAUUUCCAGCGGAAGGGUAAUGGUGGUCCACACAGAGCGGUCAAAGUAUAGACCUGGAGAUCUGGUGCGGUUCCGAAUGCUCGCGCUGAAGGCUGAUUUGACUCCUGCGCAUACAACUAUUGAAGAAGUAUGGCUCGAGGGACCUCGCGGUGCGUGGGAAGGUUCACGCUUAGCAGAGUGGUCACGGGUGAGGACACGACAGGGCGUGGGACAACUUCAAUAUCAACUGGAUGAAUUGUCUCCAACGGGAAAAUGGACAGUUAGAGCCAGACUUGGUGAUGGAAGUCAGGGCUCAGCUGUUUUUUCUGUGGGAAAUUAUAAUCUGCCGCCGUUUCAACUGACUGUACGGCAUGCUUCGAAAAUUUUAAGAACCAGUGAAAGGCUUGUAUGGACUGUAUGUGUGAGAUACCCCUGGUCAGAGGCGGUGGAAGGUAUGUUGGUGAUUCGUAUUCGUGGAGCUGGCUCGUCUGGUGGGAUACGCACUGCGACUCGCAUCAAGGCUCCGCGAGCCUGCCACCGACAUGCUGCAGCAGCACGGCGUAUUGGCUUAAUGGCGGACAGUCCCCCCGACUUUAUCAUCGCUGAUUUCUCUUUCCAAGAAGAAGGCACUCGCGUAUGGCAAAAUACGACGGUCGUGUCACAAGUUGUAGACAACCCAGUUACAUUGGAGUUCCUGACCAAGCAGAGGACUGUUAUUUCGUCAGGACUACCCUACAAAUUAAAGGUGAAAGCUACCCGCUGGGACGAUAAGCCAGCGUCUAACGAGAACAUACGUAUCUGCAAAUCGCCAACCACUACCCUUGAUAGUUUUAGCGUGGACAAUUCCUCCUGUAUUGACUCCAUCACCGAUGAUAAGGGGAUAGCUCGUGCGACAUGCAAGAACUCGACAGCGAAGCUACAACUAAUUGUCAGUUCGAGUACCGGCCGAGCCGCUCUUGGUCCACUUCGUGCUCAAUCAACCGCCAAGACUUUAGUGCCACUCUACGUAAACAUUGACGAUGUCGAAGAGCCGCUUACUGUACAUUUCGUGGUAAUAACACGAGGCGGUAUAAUCUACCGAUGGGGAGCGACCACUCAGUGCCCCACUAGCUCUGACCAAAUCCUCACCGCAGCAAGAAACUCCAACUGCCAAAACCUUCGGAACCAACCAGGGUUUAUAGGAAGACAGCCAAAACAGAGUGGUUUUAAUAAUGAUUCUUUUCAAAACCUUGCUUCUAAUUCAAGCGCGAUCGAUAUGGAUUCGUUAUUAGAUGGACAGUUGUUAAAGAUAAUGCUACCAAUUAAAAUUACACACCAAAUGUGCCCUGACAGCCACCUGGUGGCAUAUUUCUACCAUAAGAACGAGCUGAUAAGCGCCAGCAAGCAUCUGGAGAUGGAUGAAUGCUUUGCUAAUAAGGUGGAAGCGAACUGGUCCAACCGUCAAACGGCGCCUGGCUCCAUGAUAAGUUUAAACUUAUCAACCCCUGGUCCAGCGCUUUGUGCCCUCUCAGUCUUGGACACCGCGACGAAAUGGGUUCAAACUGGUGAAAAUAUUAAGGAUCUAAUCAUGAAGAGUCUCAGGAAGCUAAUUAGUUCACACAGGAACAUGACUGAAUAUGACGCGGCUGGCGAAUGUUUCUUUUUUGCAGAUGAUCCAGAGCAGUUAUCUAGCACGAAUCUGGCUGAGAUGUGGCUCGCAACUGCUGGGGUGAGAUUAUUAGGUGGAACUUCGAAUUACCGCAAGAAAUGCGACAGUCCACCAGCUUUACUUACCGCUGAUGAUAAUGUACUUAGGAGUGACUUCUCAGAGUCUUGGUUGUGGCGUCUCGUGAUGGUGGGAGCCAACGGAACAGCAAUGACGACAGCACGAGCCCCAGAUUCCAUCACACGAUUCGAAGCUUCUGCUGUCUGUCUUUCCAGAACCGGGGUAGCAUUAUCACAGCCAGCUGUUUUGCAAGUCUUUCGAGAGUUCUUCAUACAUGCAGAUGCACCCAGAACGUUGCGUCGUGGCGACAACACCAUCGUACGAUACAGGCUUUUCAACUAUCUUUAUGAGGCACUGAGUGUCCAAAUUCAAAUUGUCACCGACUCACACUUAAACGUACUAAAUGAAGACAUAGAACCAGUGUGCAUUGCUGGGCGAUCUUCUAUCGGCAGACGUGUCCAGGUCAUUGCUAAAAGUCCAGGAUCUGCCCGCUUCACCAUCCGAGCAAUAACUGCCCAAAGCUGUUCUAAUGGAACUGCUCCAAGAUAUAAGGAAAUUAGAGAUGAAGUUGUUGUUCAAAUGGAAGUGGAUCCUGAAGGUGUGCCCGUACAAGAACACAAGUCUACAAUGCUUUGUGGCAAAGGUGUAUCAUGGUCAGCGGAAUCAAAAGUCACCUGGAACUGGUCCAGAGCUGAUAUCGUUCCAGGAACUGAAUCUGUCUCCGUAUGGGCAGCAAGUGACCUAACGGGUCCCUUACUGGCAGACGCUGAUGCUUUGGUCUUACUACCUCGUGGUUGUGGUGAACAAAACAUGGCUAGAUUAGCAACGAACCUUCUAGCAUUAAGUCAACUGCACCCUACCUCGCCGGCUGCGUACAUAGCGAAGGACCACAUUGCUAGAGGCUUUGCUCGUCAACUUCAGUACGCCCAUCCGUCAGGUGGCUUUAGUGCCUUUGGUCUAUCAGACGCCGUUGCAUCCACUUGGUUGACUGCUUUUUGCGUGCGGUACCUCAGAAGGGCUCAUCAGACAAUCUCACCAAAUCAAGCUAUUCCUACAGUAGUAGAAACAGCGGAGAAGUGGUUAUUAUCCCAACAAAUGGAGAACGGAUGCUUCAGGAACGAAGGACAAGUUUUUCACAGAGAACUGAAGGGUGGACUCAAUGAAGAUGGAGAAGUAGCAAGCGUGACCCUCACAGCGUACGUGAUAACAUCCUUGAUAGAGAGCACCCUCCCGAUUCCCUAUAGAGUCAUCCAAAACUCCCUAUCUUGUCUCAGAGCUUUACCCCCCAAGAAAGCCCCCUCCAAAACAUACGCAUACAGCAUAAUAACGUAUGCAUAUAUGAGACUUAAACGGUAUGAGAGGAAUUUAAGCCAAGCUAACGAAGCUCUAUCUUACAAGAGUGAUAAAUAUCCAUCUAGCUUGGGAGUCGAUGAAGAAAUGAGAGAAAUGAUAGGAUUCUUGAAAAUGGCGAAGAGGAAUGGAGAUUACGUCUGGUGGGAGAGUGGCAGUCUUGCGACGUCCAUUGAAGCGACUGGUUAUGCGUUGCUUGCGUUGUCAGAAUGCGUUGCGGAAUUGCGCGACACCUGCGCAAGCGAUGCUACGCGCGCAACCUUGUGGUUGGCGACACACGCCAACGCUGCUGGUAGUUUCGUGUCAACACAGGACACACUAAUAGCAUUAGAAGGACUUAGCAGAUGGUCGUCCAUUCUACCACCAAACAGUAACUUAGCAGUAAGAGCAGCCAGUGGUGUCGUCAGUAAAACGGUUACUGUAUCGUCAAAGAGCAAACUACCUGAGAUUAUAAAACUUCCUGUGGGAGACAUCAAUGUUUCUGUUGAUGGUGUAGGCUGCGCUUUAAUCCAAGCGACUCGAAUGUAUAACACUCUGUACCCAGACGAAAAACAGAGCACGUUUUUGAAGGUUCAAGUGGAUGUACAAACAGACGGAGUGUUUAACUGCGACGGGAAUAAUACCUGCUACUGCCCCGCUGUUGUCGAGGUAUGUGCGGAGUGGAGCGGUUCUUUCCCCGAGAUGGCGCUACUGGAAAUGUCACUUCCUGGUGGGUUUGGUGCUGAUGCAGAAUUGCUUUAUCGACAGCAACUGAAUACGGACACUUUACUUCGCCGGAUAGAGCUGUCCUCGAACAAUGGUCGUGUGACUCUGUACUUGGGUUCAAGAGACGGCAGCGACACCGUCAGAGGUGGUCACCAAUGUUAUAAGAUUCACGCGGUGGGACCCAAAGCGAAAACUAAGUCUGCGCACGCAAAGAUUCUCGACUACUAUCGACCGGAAGUUAAUGAUAUCCAGAUGUAUACCAUUCCUGAAGAAUGUCCUCCCCGGGUCAGCCACAAUUCCAUCGAUCCAGUAUCAUCAGACAAUUUAUUCGGCGCAGCGCGAUCUAUAAAUGGAGAUAUUUUGAUUAACUAUGAUUUCUCAUUUGAAGAUAUCCCGGAAGGCAUUCCACUAGAGGAUCCGUUAUAUGACAAUCUUUCUGAGAGAAAUGAAGAUGAAGAAAAAUCGACUGACGCCAAUGAAGUGAUGAUCACAGAUAAUUCAAAACACGACAAGAAAGAUAGUAAAGAAAACGUUAACACAUUUAAUGAAGAACAAAAACGUGAAGCUGGUAGAAAUAAUAGUGAUAUUAAAUUUGCCCAUCUUAAUCGUAAUAACUCAGAAGAAAUUAACAAACAACCUGCUUUGAUUAAUAAGACUUACAUGGAAUUAAAAAUGCCUGAGUUUGAUGAGAAAUUUCAAAAAUCAAAUACGCAAGGGGCUCCAGACUUAAAAAAACAAAGCAUUUCUUUGGGGACACAAGGUCCAAAAAGUAAAGACAGAGAAGCAACGGAUACAUUUUCCCAUUUCCACAUUAUAGAUACAGAUAGAGACCUGGACGUACCUACUGGGGUCGAGGGUCCAGUGCCAUCAAUAGCACUACCACCUGAAAAUUUUUUCGCCAGAUCAGGACAGCGACAUAAGGACGUAACGCGUAAAAUAUAUCCAACGAACCCUUUCAUCAGGCCAUUUAAUCAUGAAUACUACUAUAGGAAAACCCUAGCUUAA